AUGACAACACAUUUAUCACCAAAAAAGUUAUUACUUCAAUUAUCUGAACAUUUAUCUUCAAUUGAUACUCUUGAUAAAACAUCGUAUGAUGAAUUUGUUAAAUUGUAUUACAAAAUGUUAACAACAUUAUCGAACCAUGGUAGUACUAUUAAAGUUGCUGAGGAUGAAAAUGCGAUCAAUAAUAAUGAAUCACCAAUCGAUUUGAUAACUCCAUUGUUAAAGUUUAUAAAUAUAAAUUCUAAUUACGGACAGAAAGACGCCACUGAGUUAAUAUACAUCCUAGCACGAUUGAUAUGGUAUUAUCUCCAUCACCGUUCGUUGUUAAAUUUGGAUGUUUUAUUGACAGUAUUUGCUUCGUUGCCAUAUAAUCAGUUUUGCCAAAUGAAUCAUAUUCAUCAAUCUGAAGUUGUUUUGAAUUAUACUGAUUAUUUUAUGAUAUUCAAUUUUGACACCGACAUCAAUAAUAAAACUAAUGAAUACUUGAAAUUUUACACAAGUUUUGUUGUGUUUAUUAAUAGGGUCAUCUUCCAAUUUCAAUCUAUUAUUGAAAAUUGGUAUAGUAAUGAUAUGAAAAAUGUCAACAAAGUGUUGCUGUUAAUGAAUGACUACCCAGAUGGUAAAAUUUGGGUUAGUUUAUUGUUUAAAAAUUGGAAAAAUACACUUAAUCAACCCACCAACACUAUCAAAAUAAUGGAAUACUUAAAACUGACAGAUUCAACUUUGAUUUCCUAUUAUUUUCAGAAAAAUUUACCCAACUCUAAUGAUUUACAAGAAUGGAAUCUUGACAAUUUUCUCAAAUUUAUUUUGCAAAUAUUAGAUCAUUAUCCAAUGACUCCUAACAAUGUUGUUACGCCCUGGUUAUUUAAUUAUAAAUUUAUUAACAAAUUACAAUCAUGUAUUGGUGUUAUUCAAACUUCUAGCAAAUUUGACAUUAUAACUGAAUUUAACUUAUUGAAUUGCAAAGUAUCAUUUAUUAUGAGUUUAAAUUAUUUAAAUUUUAUAAUUUCCCAACAAAUAUUACAAAAUAAGUUUAAUGAUAGGUUGCCUGAUUGUGUUGUUCAACAUUUUAAAUCGUUUCAAUUACCACCAUUGUCUAAAUCAAAUGAUUUUGUUAUCAAGAGUGAAUUUAAUGACAGUAAUAAGUCACCGUCAUCAGCCUCAUUAGAUAGAAUAUUCACAAUGAUUGAACAGAAUGAUUGUUCUCAAAGUUUGAUUAUGAUUCAAUUCCAGAUAUUAACUUUGAUUGAUAAAUUAAUGCUUGAUGAAUGCAAAUCAAUUGAAUAUAUUAAUAAUCAACAACUCGUUAUUAUCGCUGAUAAGACUGAAGAUAUUGAUCAAAAAUCCUUAUCGUAUCUAUUGCAGGAGAAAAUAAUUUUAUCAUAUCUUGAAUUAUUUAUGGUUAGUUUGAUCGCCCCAUUAUUGUUGAUUAAUAAUUUCAACAAAAAAACGAAAACUUCUUCAACAGCCAAUGGUGAAACUCAAUUAGCAAAACAAUACCAAUCAGAUUUGAUUUUCCAGAUCUUUAAUAAAAUUCUAAAUUUAAAUUAUAAAUCAUUACCCAAGAAUAAAAUUUGGAUUUGUUUAAUUAAUAUAAUCAAUGACAUUUGUUAUACGGAUUUACGUUAUAUUGAAUUGUUUAUUGAGUUAUUUGAAUAUCAAUUAUCUCAUCACAGUAUUACGCAAAACAAUAAGCAAAAUAAAUGCGAUAAAGAAAAACCCGAUUAUUUAAAAGAUGAUUUAAUCAAUAGCGGUUUAAAAUUUUUCAUUGAAACUUUCAAACCAAAUCAUCAAUGGAAUGAUAAUAGUAAUAAAAAUAAUUCAAAACGUCAAGAUAGUAAUUCAAAUCAAUAUCAACAGCAUGGGCAAGUAGAUGUUGAAAACACACCAUUAUUCCAGAUACACCUUGAUGAUUAUAAAUUUCUUUAUUCUGGAGAUAAUUAUAAUAAGUUUAACAUGUCGAAUGUUUUUCCUAUUCACAAUAAUUUCACCAAUACUAGUUCAAACACCAUGCGAGGCAAGUAA
This is a messenger RNA of Candida dubliniensis CD36, 2022 nucleotides long. RefSeq lists its product as uncharacterized. The coding region runs from base 1 to 2022 and encodes 673 amino acids. Lineage: Eukaryota; Fungi; Ascomycota; Pichiomycetes; Serinales; Debaryomycetaceae. The transcript has a single exon. The record is from RefSeq and is a predicted model, not a curated record.